GUUGCGCGUGGACGCGCGCGCGCGCGCUCCCGUCUCGAAAGGCUGGCUGCGCGCGCACGCCGUGAGACCAGAGCGAGGGGGUCUCUGAUGCUCCAUUCCGGGUGGGACCGCUCACAGUCUACCGAAGGUCUAUGGAUGCGAGGGGGCUGUCUGCCAACGAAGCGAUGGAGGCCGGUGGAGGAGGAGGAGGAGAGCAGGGAGAGUCAAGCAGAGUCAAGACCGAGUGCCUGAGACUGACUGAAGAGAGAGAUGAAGCUGAAAGACAGCUUAAGCACAUUAAGAGAGUUUCCCAAAUGGUAAUUGAGGAGGUGAAUGUGCUGCAGACUCAGCUUGAGAUUGAGAAGUCCUGUAGGGAAAAUGCUGAAGCACUGGCCACCAAGCUGAACUGUGAGAACAAGAAGCUGAAGUAUCUGAGCCUGUCCUCUCGACCGUGUCUGGAUGAGCUUCUGCCCAGCAUAUCAGACUGCAUCUCUCUGGAGGAGGAAAGUGAUCCACACGAGCACAGCCCAGACCCCUAUACCCAGUACCAACAGCAGGUCAAAGAGCUUCAGGAAACAGUAAACACUUUACUGGAGGAAAAAAAACAGUUAUCCUGUCAGGUACAGGAGCAGCAACGACAGAUUGAGGAGCUCACAGCACUUACUGAAAAAGAGCAAGCAGAGAUGAAGGAGCUUUACAAGACCAUUGAGCAGCAAAACAAGACCAUCAAGAGAUUCAACAGAGUGUCCAUGAUGGCUGCUAAUGAAUAUGAUGGACUGAAGGAACAGCUGAAUCUGGAGCAGAACUUGAGGCAGAAAGCAGAGACCUAUGCACAUGAGAUGUUGGUGAAGCAAAAAGAAGCUAACAGGCAAAGCAUGAUUCUUCUGCAACAGGUAGACCCUAGUGUUCAACUGCUCAAAGCACUGGAGGAUGUAGCUACUGUAACCAAAACACUAGAGCAGGAACGACUGCAGCACCAAGAAAAGGUGAAAGCUUUGGAGAUUGAGCUUGAUCAGAGUGCUUUGCGAAAGCAGAUAGAACAGCUGCAGAAGCAGCUGGAGCUAAUGGACGAGGAGAAAAAAGACACAGAAGAACGUCUCCAGCAGGAGGUGAAAAAGUGCAGCGAUUUGGAGAGCAGAGUGAAAGAGCUGCAGGAGUCUCAGAGGGAAAGUGAAUCAACACCAGCUGCAUCUCCUGGGACUGCACCUCCCCCUGCUCCUCCUCCUCAGCCCCCUCCACCUCCUCCACCGCCACCUCCCCCUCCUCCACCACCACCUCCCUCCCGCUGCAAUCCGCUCAGCUCCCUCAUUGCAAUCAUGAGAAAAUCUUCCAAGGCGGGAAAAGGCUCUCCAAAAAUAGAACAGGCUCCAGUGCCCGAAGCUGCGGAUGAUGUCAAAGUAAAGGCUGUCAAUGAAAUGAUGGAAAGGAUCAAACAUGGGGUGGUUCUCCGACCUGUGAAAGGACAAGACACAAAGCAGAGAUUUGUUUCAAAGCAAAGUCCACCUACUGAGGAGAAACACCAGGAGAGUGCUAUGGAGGAGCUAAAAGGCAUUCUGGAUUCAGUUAAAAAAAGCCCCAGUCGUGGCCUCCAGGAAACAUUGCCUGUUAAGAAGGACAGUGAACUGGAAGUGAUCCUCAGGAGGAGACGUAAGCAGGCCUGUGAACCAGCUACAGCAGAUGAAAUGGAAGGUCAGAUCAGCAAAGUGUCUUCAUUUGAUAGUCUGAAUGGCCGGCACAGUUCAGACUCAGGAAAAGACACGGACGGACCAAGCAGCAGCUCUCUCUCAGGGAGUGAUUCCAGCCCCAGGAACAGCUCUGAUUUAGGCACCGAACCAAAUGGAAGCAAGCAAAAUGCUGCUAUGCGUACAUCUCUCUCAGAAAAAGAGCCCGAUGGACUGGUCGUCAACUGUUCUUCUGCACGAGAACUUAAGAAUGAAGAGCAGGAGAAAAGUAAAGAGCAAAGUGGCCUUAGUCACCCGGCGCAGCACAAGGACCCACACGUGACUAUCAGCUCCUCAGCAGACAGUACCAACGUAACAAACAGCAGCACAGAUGCUGAGUGUUAACAACAAUGAACGGCACUAGCAGGACAGCUUCAACAUUUGCACAGAAUCUUGUUUGGAUUUUUCAUUUAUUUAGUCCAAAGUCCAGAUAUAUGCCUCGGUUCUAGUUACUUACUGUCCAAUUAUGGAAUGCAACAGUAUUUACAUUUCCUUUACAAAUGUAUUCUGACACUUUCAAAGAGUAAAGGCUCAAUUUCUGAUUUGAUAAUUAUAAUUUGAUUCUGUGGUAAUUAUUUGCAAAUUAGCUGUGUCUACAAUAAGUACAAUGAACGAAGAUAUUUCAAAAGACACAUUUUAAAUGCAUUCCUAAUCAAUGUGUAUUUUAGGAAGCAUUAAUUCUCUUAAGAUAUAUUGUUCCAUCUCCAUCAAUUUGGCAUGGGGAUAUUUAAGCAAUUUUGAUGCUUGCUUUCUUAUAGGUUACAGUUAUAUGGCUUUUAAGCCAAAAAAAUCUCUGCUUUCAGUCACCCGAAUAUAUUUGAUUAGUGCUGAACAACAUGUCCUAAAAUAAUGUUAUGAUUUUGACUUUAAUGAUAUUUUGUACUAAUAUUACCCAUUUACACAGUGGAAAAUGACAUCAGACAACACCUGCAAAGUGAACAAUGAACAACCUAUAUUCUGAACCUCUCUGAGACAAUACUGCACAUCAAGGCACUUUUGUUGUCCUUUUUGAGGUUUUUUAUUUUUAAUUUAUUUUGGUCACUCUGUGUACUAGCCUCUUGAAAUGCAAACACAAGCCAUGUAUGAGCUCGCACAGAUAUGGAAAAGCAUGAAGGAGAGAAGUGAAGGUCUAUUCACUCUACCUCCUAUAAGACAAACUCACCUCCUAGCUAUUUGUAAUUGUACAGCUUCUCUACAUCAUAAAAUGUGAACACCCUCAAGGAUUUAAGCGUUUUUCUCUGAUGUCUUCCAUCUGUGUUGCCCUACUUCUUGCACUGCAAUGGACGCACUGUUCAAGGGUACUUGGAUAUGCUUUAAUACAAUUUGAGGGUAGAGCUAGUGGUGUUGAGGUUUGCAGCCUUGAUAGACAAUGCAAUAACAUCAGCAAAUUGUAAUGGUGUGCACUGCACCUAAUGCACGUCGAGGCACUUUUAUUCCAUCUGAGGCACUGUGGUUCGGUCUCUGACCCAUCCUAAUAAGAUAAUGAUUAUUGCAAAUUGUUUGCGUAUCAGCUGUAAAAUUAUUUGACUGCUGGACUAUUUUUUCGUUCCUACACCCAUUAAGAAUUAAUCCUUACAUGUAUAUAUGUGUGCAUAUAUAUAUAUAUAUAUAUAUAUAUAUAUAUAUAUAUAUAUAUAUAUAUAUAUAUAUAUAGCACAUUAGAACAAUAUUCUCUAACAAUUUUAGGAUACAUUCUUCUGGAAAAACGUACUGAUCCAUUCAUUAGUCAGCGCCUUUGGAAUGUUUACUGGCCUUAUUAUAAACACCAUUUGUUCCUUUUCAGCCUUACUGGCUUUACUUUGUAGGCUACAAUGAAUUUAGAUGAUGUCACUGUUGUGAUCACAUUGUGUGUAUGUGUGCGUGUGUGUUUUUAAAAUGAGUGCACCUUUUCAUCUGAAACCAUGUUAUUCUGCUGCACUGUACUUUCUAAACUGGACUGAAUAAAAAAAUUAAACAUAAA
This is a messenger RNA of Silurus meridionalis, 3660 nucleotides long. RefSeq names its product shootin 3 (gene shtn3). The record is from RefSeq and is a predicted model, not a curated record. The coding region runs from base 132 to 2045 and encodes 637 amino acids. The transcript has 18 exons. NCBI's taxonomy places the organism in Eukaryota, Metazoa, Chordata, Actinopteri, Siluriformes, Siluridae.